Molecule: messenger RNA, 1853 nt
Organism: Sitodiplosis mosellana (orange wheat blossom midge)
Lineage: Eukaryota; Metazoa; Arthropoda; Insecta; Diptera; Cecidomyiidae
Product: cathepsin L-like
Exons: 5
Coding region: 339-1367 (342 amino acids)
Biological process (GO): immune response
Cellular component (GO): lysosome
Molecular function (GO): cysteine-type endopeptidase activity
Source: RefSeq, a predicted model, not a curated record
CAAAACACAAAGUAGGAGAAGUGUUUGUAGACUAUCAACAUCGAAUGUUUCAUCGUUCUCUCUUUUUGCCUCAUCUUCGCCCUAUCAUGUGUAUAUCUCUCGUCGCACAAACUACAAAGUCAUCAACGCGAAACCGUUUACAUUUCUAUUUAUUUUGUGUUGGGUCGUCGAUCGAGUCAGACUGAUUUUCUAAUUAUUCUCUCAUUUUACGGAAGAAACAAUUUAGUUUAUUAACUUGAAUAAAAUUCGAUUUUUUUCGAUAAAACUUUUGUCAAAAAAGUGAAGCAAAUUCAAUAUUUUCAAAGUGUAAUACAAAGCGUAUUCAAAAUCCAAUCAUCAUGAAUAAAUUCCUGAUUGUUUUCGUUGGAAUGUUGGCGGCUGCGAAUGCCAUCUCAUACUUCGAGCUUGUCAAAGGGGAAUGGGACGCAUUCAAGAGUGAGCAUGAUAAAAACUACAAAAGCGAUACGGAGGAACGUUUCCGUAUGAAGAUUUUUAUGGAAAAUAAAAAUAAAAUUGCACAACAUAAUCAAGCCUAUGCAAAGGGACAUGUUACAUACAAAUUGGGAUUGAACAAAUACGCCGAUUUGUUGCAUCAUGAAUUCAUUCAACACAUGAAUGGAUUCAAUCGAUCGGUUGCAUUGAAAAUGAGCAAAGGUGACAACAAACCCGUAGAAGAGCCAAUCUUCUUCGUUGAACCAGCAAAUGUUGAAGUUCCCGCCUCAGUUGACUGGAGAGACCAGGGUGCUGUGACUGAAAUCAAGGACCAAGGUCACUGCGGCUCAUGCUGGUCAUUUUCGGCUACCGGUGCAUUGGAAGGACAACACUUCCGUAAAACGGGUGUUUUGGUCUCAUUGUCAGAGCAAAAUCUCGUCGACUGCUCGGCUUCAUACGGAAACAAUGGCUGCAACGGUGGAUUAAUGGACAACGCAUUCCAAUACAUCAAAGAUAAUGGUGGUAUCGACACAGAGAAGACUUAUCCAUACGAAGGCACAGAUGACACCUGCAAAUACAAUCCAAAGAACUCGGGCGCUACUGAUCGUGGUUUCGUCGACAUCCCAGAAGGUAAUGAAAAGAAAUUGGUUGCUGCUCUCGCCACUGUCGGUCCAGUCUCGGUUGCCAUCGAUGCAUCACACGAAUCCUUCCAAUUCUACCAAUCGGGCGUGUACUAUGAGCCACAAUGUGAUUCACAACAAUUGGACCAUGGCGUUUUGGCUGUUGGCUACGGAACUGAUGAGAAUGGCAAAGACUACUACAUCGUUAAGAAUUCAUGGGGUACGACUUGGGGAGAUAGUGGCUACGUUAAAAUGGCUCGCAACAAGCACAACCAUUGCGGUAUCGCUACUUCAGCCAGCUACCCACUCGUUUAAACUCUCUACUUUUAAACGUUCUAUCAAUUUUCUCUUUUUAUUUUCUUUUGUCAUUUUCAUUUCAAAUUUUUCAUAUUUUACUCUACCUUCUACUUUGGUCGAAAACGUUCGUUUUCAACGAAUAUUAUUUCGAGAUCCACCUUUAUUCACUAAAUAUUUUACUAAUAUCGAAUAAAAGAAAAAGAAGAAGUCUAGUUCAUGUUACCAAAUAAUAACUUGUAUGUUAGCAUUGUUGAUUGCGUGACUUAGGACAGAUAAAAGAAAAUGCGAAUUAAGCGAUACUUUAUUUUGUAGAAAUAAAAUUAUACAUAUGUUCCAUUAAAGAACAAUACGAAUACUUUCAAGCAUUAUAUAUCGAAACUAUACAUAUAGAUUUGGUCUGAUCUUCACAGGAUAAAUUAAGGAAAUCGAAGAAAAAAAAAGAAACAAAUCAAUUAUAAAAAUUUGAAUAAGAAUAAAGUUAUUUUAAAAGAAGUUAACUGUGAA